Macrobrachium nipponense is the source of this 558-nucleotide messenger RNA. Its product is annotated as zinc finger protein 79-like. Gene Ontology annotation, molecular function: RNA polymerase II cis-regulatory region sequence-specific DNA binding; DNA-binding transcription repressor activity, RNA polymerase II-specific. Bases 1 to 558 code for a protein of 185 amino acids. Gene Ontology annotation, biological process: regulation of transcription by RNA polymerase II. The transcript has a single exon. The record is from RefSeq and is a predicted model, not a curated record. Gene Ontology annotation, cellular component: nucleoplasm. Lineage: Eukaryota; Metazoa; Arthropoda; Malacostraca; Decapoda; Palaemonidae.
AUGAGAACUCAUACAGGAGAGAAACCAUAUACUUGCUCUAUAUGUCAAAGAAGUUUUUCUGAUCCAAGUGCUCUCACAAAACACAUGAAAAUUCAUACUGGAGAAAAACCAUACACUUGCUCUAUAUGUCAAAUAAGUUUUUCUCAUCCAAGUACUCUCAAAACACACAUGAGAACUCAUACUGGAGAGAAACCAUAUACUUGCUCUAUAUGUCAAAAACGUUUUUCUCAUCAAAAUGUUCUCAACAGACACAUGAGAACUCAUACAGGAGAGAAGCCAUUCACUUGCUUUGUAUGUCAAAGAAGAUUUUCUGAUUCAGGUGAUCUCACAAAACACACAAGAACUCAUACAGGAGAGAAACCAUAUAGUUGCUCUAUAUGUCAAAGAAGUUUUGCUGAUCCAAGUAGUCUCUCAAAACACACAAAAACUCAUACAGGAGAGAAACCAUAUACCUGCUCUAUAUGUCAAAGAAGUUUUUCUCAAUCAAGUUAUCUUAAAAGACACAUGAGAACUCAUACAAGACGAGGGGCCGAUAAAAAAUUCAAAGUCGUCCCUUGA